Messenger RNA from Sebastes umbrosus (honeycomb rockfish), 1816 nucleotides. RefSeq lists its product as uncharacterized. Gene Ontology annotation, biological process: immune response; macrophage differentiation; neutrophil differentiation. The transcript has 4 exons. NCBI's taxonomy places the organism in Eukaryota, Metazoa, Chordata, Actinopteri, Perciformes, Sebastidae. Gene Ontology annotation, cellular component: extracellular region. The record is from RefSeq and is a predicted model, not a curated record. Gene Ontology annotation, molecular function: cytokine activity. The coding region runs from base 86 to 691 and encodes 201 amino acids.
AGACACCGACACACCGAGACAGACACCGAGACACCGAGACACCGAGACAGACACCGACACACCAACAGCAGCCGCCCGGACCGACAUGAACUCUGCAACCGUCGCCGCCCUGCUGCACUGCUUCCUGUUGGCACAUUUCAUCCAAUCAGCUCCCGUCGUCGUCUUGCUCAAUGAGACGGCCCAGCCAGCAAUGACGCUGGUGAAUAAAAUCCUGAUUGACGUCCGCACCGUGCACGCCGCCGCUGUCACCAACGAGGGUCUGACCCUCGACUCCUCCACGCAGACAUCCAAACUGCUGACCAUGGUGGCGUCGCUGCAUAUCCCCGCCGCCCCCGUCCUCAAACUGCCGCACGAAGACACGCUGGACGUCUGUUUGAGUCGCAUGUUAGCUGGCGUCCAGCUGUACCAGGGGCUGCUGGGAGAUUUGUCCGGCAGACUGAGCGGUCUGAGCGACCUGAAAGCCGACCUGCGAGACCUGCUGAACCACAUCACCGAGAUCAAGAAGGCGGCUCAGCUCGGCGGCGAGGCGGUUCAGAACCAGAGUGUGGACCUGGCCUCCCGUCUCCAGGGGGACUACGAGGUGCAGGUGGCGGCCAACGCCACGCUGAAGCAGCUCCUCUCCUUCUGUCACGACCUGAUGCGCAGCCUGAAAAAAAUCGACGACUACAGGCGGCCUGCAGGUACACGCUAAGCCCCGCCCACCUGGCGACAACUCGACACUGCGUUCGAGGACACGGGGGAAAAUCAGGACGACUUGGACGGAGUUAAAUUUGAUGGAACAAAAGCCAGCCGAGGCGUCUCGGGGUCGUGACCUUUAUGACAGGUCACCUGUGUCUACCUGUAGUGCCUCAUGGGAGACGUUUUAUCGACCACACUGAGAUCAUCGUUUGAGUGAGACGUCUUCCUGCAGAGACAAUCUUUGUGACGUCUCUGCUGCUGUCAGAUUUAUUUAUUCAGAGAGACGUUUCAGACGUUUUAUUGUGAAGGAGGACUCUCCAGGACCCGUUUCCUGCUCGGCGGCGCCGUGUCUGAGGAAUUCUGAGCGAGCUCAGAAACCUCCGAGGAAUGAAGAGAUAAACAGACUGAUCCGAGGUCUGCAGGUCUGAACCUGUCCCCCCGAGACAUGCUGCUCUUCUCUUUUACUUCCUGACCCAACGUCUGCAGGAGGAACUUUACUCUGAAACACCGACACGUCGAUGCUGAGACGCACUGAUUGGCUCUCGGCCCAUUAAUCAGUGAUGAUCAAUCACCAGCAGCUCUGAUAAUCCAUUCAGUGUUUGGACAAAAGACGAAACACAUCUCCACGGUUUUCUGACUUUUUAUACAAAAUUAUUUGAUUAUUGAGAAAAUAAUCGUUAUUGAUCAAUAACGAUAAUAAUCGUUAGAUUGAUCAAUAACGAUAAUAAUCGUUAUUGAUCAAUAAUGAUAAUAAUCGUUAUUGAUCAAUAAUGAACUGAUAUCAGGGACAUAAUUAUUUAUCUGCAGCUUAUUUAUAAUAAUUUGAUCUAUUGAUAUUUAUUUGUUAUUUAUGGAUGUUUGUGUUUUAUUAUUUUUUAAUAUUUUUAAAUAUUUGUAUUAUUCUGUUUAUAUUUAUUUGACUGUAUACUGAGUAUAUUUAUGUGCUAUGUGUUUACUGUUUACAUACUGCUGCGAUGGCGUCAGAGUCAGAGCGGCGAUGAGGUCAGAAACGUGUGUUUGAACAUGAAGUCAUUUUGUGUAGACAUAUUUAUUUCAGGUGAAAUAACGUGUAUCAGGUAUUUAUUCUGAUGUGUUUACUUUAUUUAUUUGUUUUUAUGAAGAAACAGAUUUUAUUGAC